Molecule: messenger RNA, 645 nt
Organism: Fomitopsis serialis
Lineage: Eukaryota; Fungi; Basidiomycota; Agaricomycetes; Polyporales; Fomitopsidaceae
Exons: 5
Coding region: 1-645 (214 amino acids)
Source: RefSeq, a predicted model, not a curated record
AUGGCCACUCCCCGAUGGCUUCAGCUCACCAACCCGCGUUACUUAUCCGAUGAUGAACUGGAAAACAUCAGUUCUGCAGCCUCCCUGCUUGUGACUUUAUCCCCUGUCGACAUUACUGGAAUCCCGGCACAUGUCACCUAUUGCCAGGUCAUUGGGGUGCUGCACCGCAUCCGGUUGCUCUGUAACUAUUUCACUUAUGCCCUCGAGUGGCUGGACAUUGUCGAAGAUCGCGUUGAGAUCGAUUGGAGUGUCGCUGAUCGUCCCUAUGAACGUGCCGAAUGGAACAAUGCUGUCCUCGCGCAAGCGACCGCCAUGACGCACCCUCACGUGUACAGAGAGCGUGGACCCCCUCGGGCGGGGCAGUUGAGCCGCGAAUGGAGGCGCCACCUUCGACACAAUUUGUCUGACUUCAUGCGCAUCAACCUUGGCUACUUUGCCCAUACUACGACUACUAUUCACGUUGUCCAGGUCUUCGAAAGGCGUGCUUGGGGCAUACGCUUCUUAGUUGAAGGGAUCAUCAAUGGGGAACAGCGAUCAAACAUCACAGUAAAUGCUCUGGAACACUUGUCGCUGGACCUCUCGACUGCUGUGCCGGCAAUCCGGCGUGCACGCUCUAUGCGUGAGUUAGGCUCGGAUUACUACUAA